GAAACGUUUGUUUGGUUGCCUGCUCCCUCAAUCGGAGUACAAAUUAUGGGAAAGAACAUGGAAGAGAUUAGCAGGUGACCUCCUUCCAGAGAUUUUGCAAACGGAGUCUUGUGCCACAGAUAUAGAAGGCAUCCACCAUGGUCCCCAUUGCAGUUCUCAUCACCUGGCAACUCCUAAUUCAAGCCUUGGACCAGUCCCUGGUGACCGCGUGGAUUGUCCCGCAGCCUCGCAAAAACGUGUGGGUAACUCUAGCCCAUGCCCUCAAUCAGGACCAUCUUUGUCUAUCCACGCCAGCAGCGGACAACCCUAUGUCGACAUGUCUGGUGGGGAUUCCCUUCCAACUGACGGAUUUUCCCAGCUCCCUUGUAAACAUUCAGAGCCAACUGAAUAGGAAUAAUCCGUCAGGUCAGUGGGUGGAGAUUUUUCGAUAUUGGGGGGUUGUGAGUUAUGUAAAAACACCCAUAACCAACCCCCUAGAGCUCUGGCGCAAGUGGGUAUUCGACCUACCCUACGCAGAGGCUGAGCCCCAGGAAUUCGAACUACUGGGCUCGGCCAAAGCAGACCUCUGUGUGCACUUUGAUUUCACACCAUCGUCCCAAGUUAAAUCUUACGAAGAUGUCAAGCAGCACAAACUAGAAUUCCGGGCAGCUGCAUGGUGCGCACAGGUGGGCAAAAUAAGCGCCCCAUCCACUGACGAUGGGUACCCCAGGAAACUAGAUAAAGGUGUCUUCCUAAUCUGUGGGGACAGGGCGUACCCGGGAAUCCCGUCUCGUCUCCUAGGAGGCCCGUGCACCCUAGGGCGACUGUCGCUGGCGUCACCCAACAUGACACAAAUUCCGAUCAGGCAUGUCAAAAAGAGUACAAAAAUUGUAAAAAGGGGUGCAGAACAAUUGGACGAACAUUGUGACAGUGAAAUUUAUCAUUGGGCCAAAUCCAAAAGGAUCGCCGUCUCCGUCUUUUUACCUUGGGUGGCGGCGGCCAAGUCUCUUAGCGAACUUGGUAACCUCGAAUGUUGGGUAACACACCAAGCAAAUUUGACCUCACAGGCCCUGAGCGACCUCCUAGCAGAUGAGGAGAUCACCAGACGCGCGACCCUGCAGAACAGGGCCGCUAUCGACUUUCUGCUGCUGGCACAUGGGCACGGCUGCCAAGAGUUUGAGGGGCUGUGCUGCUUCAAUUUAACAUCUCGCAGCAAGUCAAUCCACGCGUCGAUCCAGGAAAUGAAAGACCUCGUCGGCGCUGUCAAACAAGAGAGCGAAGACUGGUUCAAGGACUUGUUCAGGAACUGGGGGCUUUCAGGUUGGAUGCUUUCUCUUAUAAAAGACAUCGGUUAUUUUGUUGUUAUCCUCCUUCUUGUGGCUUUGAGUUUUGGGGUCAUCAAGAGAAUCAUCACCGCCUCUCUAACUAACUCUUCAUCGAAAUCGAAGGUUGUAAUCGCAGCUGCAACAACGCAAGAGGACAGCUGGUGGAAGAAUCCCACAUCGAGAGACACUCAAGUAUAA
This is a messenger RNA of Passer domesticus (house sparrow), 1502 nucleotides long. RefSeq lists its product as uncharacterized. The record is from RefSeq and is a predicted model, not a curated record. The coding region runs from base 138 to 1502 and encodes 454 amino acids. Lineage: Eukaryota; Metazoa; Chordata; Aves; Passeriformes; Passeridae. The transcript has 2 exons.